AUGCCUUCGAAAUCAUCUCAGAUCAAUGUAGAUGCGGAGAUCGUCUAUGAAUAUCAUCGAAUGCAUAUGGCUGUCAGUCCUGCUAAGGCCAUCUUCUGCCUUUGUAGUCUCGACACACGAGUAGCAACACGCGCAGCACAGCUUUUCCUCGCUGGUUAUGGAGAAUAUCUCAUCUACUCUGGCGGAUCAGGGAAACUUACGGCAAAUCGUUUUGCGAAACCAGAAGCCGAGAUAUUUGCAUGUAUUGCCAGGGAGUUAGGGGUUCCGGCCGACAAGAUCAUCGUGGAGCCAAACUCGAGCAACACUGGCGAAAAUGUUCGGUUCACCCAUGCCCUUUUGAAAGAACUAGAGCUAGAGGCCACGAGCUUCGUGCUGGUUCAGAAGCCAUAUAUGGAAAGGAGAACAUAUGCAACCUUCAGCAAACAAUGGCCGGACCCCAAAACAGUGUUCACUGUGACAAGCCCUGAACUGGGAUUCGCCCAAUAUCCGAAUGAGGAAAACCCUCGUGACUUAGUUAUUGAGAUCAUGGUCGGGGACUUGGUGAGAAUCCGAGAGUACCCAGCAAAGGGCUUUCAAGUUGAGCAAAGGAUUCCUUCCGAGGUCUGGGAGGCAAACCAAAGGCUCAUUAACGCUGGCUACGAUGGGCAUUUACCCUGA
Molecule: messenger RNA, 657 nt
Organism: Colletotrichum abscissum
Lineage: Eukaryota; Fungi; Ascomycota; Sordariomycetes; Glomerellales; Glomerellaceae
Product: DUF218 domain-containing protein
Exons: 1
Coding region: 1-657 (218 amino acids)
Cellular component (GO): plasma membrane
Source: RefSeq, a predicted model, not a curated record